AUGAAAUACGCUUGCGUUGUUCCAGUUGUACCAUUUGAACAUAGUGCUUUGCUACACAAUAUGGUCUUUGUAGUGAACAACGGAGUCAUGAGUUGCCGUGCAAAACAUCCGUUUUUCAAGCUGCUUUUAUCGAACUUACGAUGGGCCAAUCCAAGUGGCAACCCUGUGGAAACCACAGGUCCUGGGUAUGUUACAAGAACAUUUAUUCAGUACAAUCAUAUCGGCCUCGUAGACACUGGUAGGAACAAAACUGACUGGACAAGUAAUUCUCCCUAUUUCUAUAAGGGAGAACUGAGAGAGGAUGAUAAUAACUCUGUAUACGUACCUAAUUCACAGUACUUCAUGGACAAAUUAGAUCCUAUACAUGUAAAAGAAGACGGGAAAUUCACACAACUCUGUAAAAGUAUUGGAAUUUUACCACGUCUGAAACAAAGAGCGUGUUCGGAGUUUUACAGACGGAAAGUUAUUAGAGAGAAAAAGAAAUAUACAUUCACUGUACAUCAUUGGUAUCAUUUAUGGUUAAUGAACAAAAAGUCUAUAAAUCGACUGAAAAAGAUCAGUAUAAGUGAUAUUGCUCCAAAUUGUAUUCUAUAUAAUGGAUGA
Molecule: messenger RNA, 603 nt
Organism: Mercenaria mercenaria
Lineage: Eukaryota; Metazoa; Mollusca; Bivalvia; Venerida; Veneridae
Exons: 1
Coding region: 1-603 (200 amino acids)
Source: RefSeq, a predicted model, not a curated record